ACUUCUUCCUCUAUAAUCCCCUUUUAAACUCCCUUUAUUGUAUUUUUGAAUCUUAGACACUGGCCCCAGCUAUAUCCCGACCUCUUUUCCUCUAUCCCCAUUCUCUCUCUCUCUCUCUCUCUCUCUCUCUCAGUUUAAGUUUUAACGGCUAUGUAGUAUAUGGUUGUGGGUUUUUGCUUCUUUUCUCUGUUUGUUACUUUAAUGGGGCUCUCUUUAUCUUUCUCUCCUGUUUCUUUCCGGGACAUAGCUUUUGUCUUAUAACGCAGCUUAUCACGAGGGAUCUACAGUUUUUUACUCUCUCUUCUUUUAUUUUUUCUUUCUAUCUCUCUCUCCGUUUUUCCCCUUAUUUUCUGCUACCUUUUCUAUUUACGUUCUCCUUCUUUUGGCAAAGGUCUCAUUUUUGAAGGUUUGGUGGAAUCAAAGAGGCUCCUUUCUCUUAACAUCGUGUGCUAUGUGAGCUUUUGGCUGAUACCCAUUUCUUUGUUCUUCUCCCUGAAGCGCUUCCGAACGGCGAAAUCGCUUAUGGGUCGAGCUACGAGGUGGUUAAGGAGCCUCCUUGGAGGGAGAAAGGAGAGCAAGGAGCAGAGGGAACAGGUGGAGUACUCCUGCUAUGGCGGGGGCGGCGGCGGAGGCGGCGGCGGAGGAGGAGGAGGAGAGGAUAGGAGGGAGAAGAAGCGAUGGAGCUUCGCGAAGUCGUCGUCGAGGGACUCCGCAGCCGCUGACGCGGCCGCUGCGGCGGCGGCGACGAGGCAUCCGGCCGCUGCGGCGGCGUGGUUGAGGUCGCUGUACGCGGAGACGGAGAAGGAGCAGAGCAAGCACGCCAUCGCGGUGGCGGCGGCCACCGCGGCGGCCGCGGACGCCGCCGUGGCAGCGGCCCAGGCCGCGGUCGCGGUCGUGCGCCUCACAAGUCAGGGACGCGGCGCCUCCGCCGCCCACGAGCGCCUCGCCGCCGUUAAGAUCCAAACCGCCUUCAGAGGCUACUUGGCUAGAAAAGCGCUUCGCGCUCUGAAAGCGCUGGUGAAGCUACAAGCGCUUGUGCGAGGCUAUUUGGUUCGUAAACAAGCGGCGGCGACGCUACACAGCAUGCAAGCUCUGAUUCGAGCCCAGGCCACCGUUCGCGCCCACAAGCGCCGCAAUCUCCUUCCCAGCGACCGGCGCUUCCACCCCGAGAUCCGGCCCCGCCGAUCUCUCGAGAGAUGCGACGAGACGCGGAGCGAGCAGGCGGCGCCGUUCCACAGCCCGAAGAUCGUGGAGAUCGACACGUGCUGCCGGCCCAAGUCGCGGUCGUCGCGGCGCACGAGCCCGUUCGCGUGGGACGCCAGCGAGGAGUUCUUCCCCCCGAACUCCGUCUCGUCCCCGCUCCCCUGCCACGUCCCCGCGCGGAUCGCCGUCUCCGGCGGCGGCGGCGGCAACAACUGCCGCAAUUACUUCCCGGACUACGAAUGCCGCCUCGCCGCCACCGCGCAGAGCACGCCGCGGUACCUGAACCAGCCCGCGACGCCCGCGAAGAGCGUCUGCGGAGGCGACUACGCCUUCCGGAGGUCGCUGAACGCGGCGAAUUGCCCGAGCUACAUGGCGAACACGCAGUCGUUCGAGGCGAAGGUGCGGUCGCAGAGCGCGCCCAAGCAGCGGCCGGAGCCGGGGAGCCUGCUGCGGAAGCGGCUGCCGCUGAGCGAGGUCAUGGUCGAGUCGCGCGCGAGCUUGAGCGGGGUCGGGAUGCAGCGGUCGUGCGCCAACGUGCAGGAGGCCUUCGACUUCAAGAGCGCGGUCGUGGGGCGGCUCGACAACCUCCGCUCGAAGGCCGAGUGGGGCCGGGAGCCGGAGAAGGAAAAGGAGUUGUACCUCUUCAGAAAAUGGUGAUCGACGACGAUGGCGAUAAUGGUCGCUCAAUGUGGAUGGAGUUCAAGAGGUUUCAAAACGAGUAUGAUGAAUAAGAGGAUAGUUUUAGUUUGAGCUCUCUUAUUCCACCUGAUUUUAUGAGUCCUUUUCUUUUUUUAAUGGUAUUGUAACAAUAUUGGAUGAGAGAGAGAGAGAGAGAGAGAGAGAGAAAGAGAGAAUUCAAAGAACCAGUUGGGUGUAAAUUCUUUGUGGUUCUAUUGAUUGCAGCAAAAUCCUUCAAUUCUCU
Molecule: messenger RNA, 2125 nt
Organism: Ananas comosus (pineapple)
Lineage: Eukaryota; Viridiplantae; Streptophyta; Magnoliopsida; Poales; Bromeliaceae
Product: protein IQ-DOMAIN 14-like
Exons: 3
Coding region: 523-1860 (445 amino acids)
Molecular function (GO): protein binding
Source: RefSeq, a predicted model, not a curated record